AUGGAUGAGAUUGGGGAGUUUCUUAGUAAUUUGCAGUUUCAGUGUAGACAUGUGUACAGGGAGGCUAAUGGUGUAGCUGAUUUUUUGGCUUCUUUGGCAGUUAAGUCUGGUUUGUUUGAGGGUGUUUUACCAUCUUAUGAAUGCUUUUGUAGCAACAUAAAACUCAGGCUUACUAUAAGAAGGAGGAGGUUUGUGUUAAAUGGUCAGCAGCUGCUGGUAGGACCUAAUCUGUGGAGGGGUUUUGGAGUGCUGGUUUCUGGAUUCCAAUAUUGCCAGUCUGUUUCUGCAUCAGAAGUUGCAUCAAGGUAUGGUGUACAGAAGGAGGGUGCUGGUAUGCUGAUGAGCUGGACUGCAGCAGCUGUACAGGAAUUGUUUUAA
Molecule: messenger RNA, 378 nt
Organism: Ilex paraguariensis (yerba mate)
Lineage: Eukaryota; Viridiplantae; Streptophyta; Magnoliopsida; Aquifoliales; Aquifoliaceae
Source: the annotation of a GenBank genome assembly